This is a messenger RNA of Vicia villosa (hairy vetch), 1794 nucleotides long. RefSeq lists its product as uncharacterized. The transcript is spliced from 5 exons. Lineage: Eukaryota; Viridiplantae; Streptophyta; Magnoliopsida; Fabales; Fabaceae. The record is from RefSeq and is a predicted model, not a curated record. Bases 466 to 1344 code for a protein of 292 amino acids.
UCUAACAACCCACUCUCUCACCUCUCUUUUCCCUCCAUUUUUUCUCUGUUUUUCAAUUCUCUCUCCACAAAAAAUGCCUAAAGUUAGACAAAGUUAGGGAGGAGAAAGUUAGAGAAUCUGAAUCCCCCGGUUCAGUCCCUCAUUCAGAAUUCCCCGCCGCAUUUUUCAAAACUGUAAUUCAAUUUCAAAGUUGAAAAAACACACUGAGGCGGGGCUCCAUUUACCCUCCCGCGAACCAAUCUCUUCUUUUUCGAUUUCCCCAUGGCACCUUCUCCGUAACACUCCCUCUCACCGAUUCUUCCCUCCAUUCCUUUUAUUCCAUUUUUUUCAAUUCCAAUUUUGUCCAUUUUACCCUUCCCCCAAUUCCCAACAUUAUAGGGUUCACACUUUUCCCCCAACAGUUUCACGCGAUUCCCACUCUUAGGGUUUCAAUUUUCAAUUUUCAACUCUUUUAAGAUCCAAUCCAUGGAAAGCGAAGACAAUUUCAGCGACACGGUUAUCAAACCCCGCUCCGCUCUCACGGACAUGACUAACCGUCCGUUAAAGAGACAGCUAUCGUCAAUUUCCGGCGACGACGUCGGAGUAGAGAAUUUACUCAAAAAGAAAUGUCACAGAGAAGAUAAGGGGAAAAGCCUCUGUGUCGAGUUACCUCUUUCCGGCAAUAAUUCGUCUCAAGAACCGAGCUUACCGAGCGGCGGAACUGAUGAUUCCAAUGAUAGUUAUGUUGGGUUUAGUCAGAAGAGUCAAGGAGGAUCCCAGAGUUACGAUUUUGUAGAUCGGGGUUUUGAACGCGAUGAUAGGGGAAAUUGUGUUGUGGAUGAUUUGGGAUUGAACAAAUGUGCAGGUGGUGUGGUGGAGCCUUCAAUUGUGUCUGGUUCUAAUUUUCCGGGAUUGGAACGGUGCGCGGGGCUUAAAGGUCACGGUGGUGGUGCGAAUUCAGAUGCACAUGUUGGUGGUGAUGUUAGUGUUGAGCUUUUGAAGAAUUGUACUUGUUCCUUUUGCUCCAAAGCUGCUUAUAUCUGGUCGGAUCUUCAUUACCAGGAUGUCAAGGGAAGAUUAACUGCUCUAAGGAAGAGUCAGAAGGAUGCAAGAUUGGUGGUUCAAAAAGUUUCUGGAAUAAAUGAUACUCGUACUAUCAUAAACGUGCAACAAGGCGCCACUGAUCCAUCCGAUUUGGAAUCAACCCUUAUGCAUCAGUGGAAAUCUCUGUUUGUUUAUAUGGAAAACAUACUGGGUCAUGAAAGUAGGCAACUUGAAUCAAGCUUUGAAAAAUUAAAAGACUUGAGAGAGAACUGCAAGAAUGAUCUUGAGUCAACUACCAACAGCAGUUCGGGCAAUCAUUAGUGUUUGAAUGUCUUUUAACAUUCAGCCAUCAGAGAUUCUGUUGAAGAUGAUCAAUCCUGUGGUUGUGGAUUUCCCAUUUCAUGAAGUUAAAAACCAUGUCAUGAGUCAUUUUAUUUUGGUCUGCAUGGAUGGUUUCUCUCUUUGGGGGCUGAGUCGUGCAUUAUUUGCCUGACUAUACUCAAUGAUAUAUACCAUGUUUGGUUUGGUAGUUCGAGAACAUUCCUCGCAUCCCAAUAAACAUAUUGACAUAGUUUUACACAAAAGCUAUGAAUUGUAGCUUCGAUUUAAAGUUUGGUAUUAGUACCGCAAAAAUGAACAUACACAUAAUGGAAUGCACAACUGCUCAAUUGGAUAAUGUAAAAAUUCUGUUAUGUCAAAUUCACCAUUAUAUUAAUAUUCUGCUAUGUCAAAUACACUACUCUUUAUUAAAGAAGACAUGUAUUAAUGAUC